GCCCUCUUGUGGACUCUAAUGCAUGUAACGCAUUGAUAUAGAGCGCGUUCGUGUCUUCCACUUAAAAGUUGAAUACUUCCUCAUAUAGUUCGACACUACACAGACACGUCCAAAACUGUCACAGCCAUAUGAGCGAGUGCGCACUGCGCAGAUUAGAGAGAGAGAGAGAGAGAGAGCGAGUGAGAGAGAGAGGGAGAGACUGAAGAAGCAAAUCUGCUUCCUGUAUUACAACUUGGUUCCUUAACUGUUGUUUUAUAGCGGCAGCCGGCAAAGUUCGGAAAGUAUCGGAAAAUGCAAGCAAUAAAGUGCGUGGUGGUCGGAGAUGGAGCUGUGGGAAAGACCUGUCUUCUCAUCAGCUACACUACCAAUGCUUUCCCUGGGGAGUACAUACCCACAGUGUUUGAUAACUACUCAGCAAAUGUUAUGGUGGAUAGCAAACCAGUCAAUCUGGGCCUUUGGGAUACAGCUGGACAGGAAGACUAUGACAGACUGCGGCCACUGUCCUACCCUCAGACGGAUGUGUUUCUCAUCUGUUUCUCUUUGGUGAGCCCAGCAUCGUUUGAAAACGUCAGAGCCAAGUGGUACCCAGAGGUGAGGCACCACUGCCCUUCUACUCCAAUUAUUCUGGUUGGCACCAAGCUCGAUUUGAGAGAUGAGAAGGAGACCAUCGAGAAGCUGAAGGAGAAAAAACUGGCACCAAUCACUUACCCACAGGGUCUCGCAUUGGCCAAAGAAAUAGAUGCAGUAAAAUACCUGGAGUGCUCUGCUCUCACUCAGAGAGGUCUAAAGACAGUGUUUGAUGAGGCCAUUCGUGCUGUUCUCUGCCCACAGCCCACCAAGGUCAAGAAGAAGGGCUGUGUGCUGCUUUAAGGAUACACGAUUCUUCACUGUACAUCAGGUACCAGAGAAAUCCACUGGUUUUCUCCCACAAUCCAACAAGGGAUGCAUUUACAUUACGAAAGCCUUUCUUCUCUUUUUAACUGAAUAUAACUGUUGAAUAUGUCACAGUGAUGACAAUGAAAUAAUAUUGUUGUUGAGAAAAUAUUUAAUCAUGUUUUAACUGAUGUAUUGUGUUAUAUUGUGACUGGUUGUGUUGGAGUGUUUUUGUUUAGUACGCUGUUGUGUAUUGUCUUCUCAAGACAAUAUAAUACAGAUGAUCUUCAUUUCUGGGCCAAAACAAAAGCACAAGUACUUGUUACACAGAGUUGAACUCAGAGGGAUUUUUUUGACCUAUGAAUCACAUCCACGGAGUACUUAUAUCGUUAUUUUAGGCAACAAUGGCAAAAAUAAACUCUACAACUCUGU
This is a messenger RNA of Sinocyclocheilus rhinocerous, 1305 nucleotides long. It is a transcript of the gene rac2, whose product is annotated as Rac family small GTPase 2. The transcript is spliced from 7 exons. NCBI's taxonomy places the organism in Eukaryota, Metazoa, Chordata, Actinopteri, Cypriniformes, Cyprinidae. Gene Ontology annotation, molecular function: GTPase activity; GTP binding. The coding region runs from base 292 to 870 and encodes 192 amino acids. Gene Ontology annotation, biological process: small GTPase-mediated signal transduction. The record is from RefSeq and is a predicted model, not a curated record.